AUGGCUCCCACGCGAUCGUGUAAAAUUUGCGAAAAAACAGUGGGAAAAAGCACCUUUAGAAUUCAGUGUUGUGGUCCAUGUAAAGACUGGAUGCACCUGUCGUGUUCUGGACUAAAGAAAGAAGAUCUUGAUGCGGUCAAGGCUGAGAAAAUAAAAUUUUUCUGCAAGGGCUGCAAAAGUGAGGUUAACCGCCGCCUCUCUAUGCGUGUGAGUCAGGGCAAACUUUAUAAACAAAGUCAAGACUCGGUGACCUCGUCUUCUGAAAGCAGCACCGACGAGUCGCAGGGCCGAUUGGCCACCCAGCCUGGAGGAACAAAAAGGAAAUCGAUCAGAGACUCCAAAAAUGUAACCAUCCGUAAAAAAACAUCCACAUCUACAGAUGUAAACAUACCUGAUUUGAGCCAAAAGUUUGAGAAGCUUGAAGAAUCUAUGGGAUUCUCAAACGGGAUUCUGGAAGAACUCAGGAAAUCUUUUAAAAACAUUAUCUCCGAAAAUAAAAAAAUAAAAAAUGAGCAGGAACUACUGCGCAAAAAAGUGAACCACCUACAAAAUGAAGUGGAGAAAAUCAAAGGAUCACUGAAAACUUCUCAUCCCCAAAUCACAGAGAACACAAAAAGAAAUUUGAUCAUUAUGGGUUUGGGUUUGCAGUGCGAAGGUACCCAGGAGUCGGUUAAUGUUGAAAAGCUUCUUAGACUUCUUAACAUUGAAGUGCAAGCUAGUGAGUAUACUGUAAAAACACUACCUAGCAGAAUACCUCACAAACCAAUUCUGCUAACACUACCAUCUGAAUACAAAAAGCAAGAUAUCCUGCUUGCCAGGAGGGCGAAAGGCAAAAUAACAUCAGCUGACAUUGGACUUCCAGGUGAGGAACAUAAUAUAUACCUCAAUGAAGACCUCCCAGAAGAAAUAAGGGCACUACACAAUAGUGCCAGAGAACUAAAAAAGCAUGGCUUCAAACAUGUAUGGCUAAAAAAUGGACUUGUCUUCUGCCGUAAAUCGGACACGGCCAAGAUAGUUAAACUUAGCACCAUCGAGCAAAUUGAUGAUAUAAAAGCAAAUUUAACUAUGCCAAAAGAUAACCUCGAUGGAGACUCUGGCCAGGACUGA
Molecule: messenger RNA, 1107 nt
Organism: Ceutorhynchus assimilis (cabbage seed weevil)
Lineage: Eukaryota; Metazoa; Arthropoda; Insecta; Coleoptera; Curculionidae
Source: the annotation of a GenBank genome assembly